This is a messenger RNA of Magnolia sinica, 757 nucleotides long. RefSeq lists its product as uncharacterized. The record is from RefSeq and is a predicted model, not a curated record. NCBI's taxonomy places the organism in Eukaryota, Viridiplantae, Streptophyta, Magnoliopsida, Magnoliales, Magnoliaceae. The coding region runs from base 114 to 578 and encodes 154 amino acids. The transcript is spliced from 6 exons.
UGUGAAAUUUGCCAAAAUCCUCAUAGGUUAGGGUUCGCUUCUAAUUCGCGCCGACGUAUGAACGAUCUUAUCAUGCGCCCAAUGCAGUAGAGAGGGAGAGGGAGGAGACUAACAUGGGGACGAGAGAAGUGUACGAAGAGAAAUUGAGGUCUGGUAACCUGUACCACGAGCCCACGAUAAAACCCGGCCUCGGUUCUCCUCGCUGCCCCCGUUGUCUCUCUAUCAUAGACCCUUAUUCGGUAAAUGGCGAAUGGACCAUAACUGCUGUUUUACAUGAUGCAACUGCAGUGGCUGGCUCAGGAGCUGGUGGAAUGCUUAGUGCAAUUCAUGGUUUCAAUACAGGGAUUCCAUAUGUUCAGAAACAUGUGAAGGGACCUAAGUGGCUGCAGUUGCUAAUCGGGCUUCCUCCACUCCUCUUGUUUUCUGCUGGCAGUGCCGCAUUUGGAGGUUAUGCGGUGCCGAAGUUUGCUCAGCUCUCUGUGACGUCCUACUAUGCUGCCUCGAGUGCUUCCCAUUAUGCAAUAUCGCGCGUCACUAGAUUGAUCGAAGGGCCCCACUCUCGUGGCCCACAUGAAUAAUCCAGGUGAUCAACCAUAUAGGUGCAUUGGAUUUCCGGGAGCCCAUAAUGGAUUCAGCUUCAUCCAUGGUUUAGAUUUUUGUUUCUUCCAGUUUUGUAUGUGUAAAGACUUGUAAAUGAUUGAGAAUGGUCAGAUGUCUAUAAAUAUUCAUAUCUAUUUGAUUGUAGGUUGUGAAUUAA